Candida tropicalis MYA-3404 is the source of this 1392-nucleotide messenger RNA. Its product is annotated as histidine phosphatase family protein. The coding region runs from base 1 to 1392 and encodes 463 amino acids. Gene Ontology annotation, molecular function: acid phosphatase activity. The transcript has a single exon. The record is from RefSeq and is a predicted model, not a curated record. NCBI's taxonomy places the organism in Eukaryota, Fungi, Ascomycota, Pichiomycetes, Serinales, Debaryomycetaceae. Gene Ontology annotation, cellular component: fungal-type cell wall.
AUGGUUUCUUUUUCUGGUUUAUUAAGCACUGGUUUGUUAUUAUCCGGGCGGAGUGUUUUUCAAGACAUUGCUACUCCAGAACAAGCAUCCACGGAUUCUAAUAACAUUUUCCGCUAUCUUGGUGGAUCGGCUCCAUAUAUCCAAAGACAAGGUUAUGGUAUUUCCACUGAUAUUCCAGAAGGUUGUACCCUUGAACAAGUCCAACUUUACAGUAGACAUGUUGAAAGGUUUCCAACUGUUAAUGGUGGAAAAGUUUUAGAGUUGAUAUAUGAGAAGCUCCAGAACUAUAAUCAAACAUUUAAUGGUGAUUUGUCCUUUUUGAAUAAUGGGUAUACUUAUUUUGUUGAAGAUAGUUCUUAUUAUGCUCUUAGUACUUCCCCACAGAAUUCUAAAAGUACCUUUGCAGGUACAACUAAUGCUUUGAGACAUGGUGCUACAUUCAGGUCCAGAUAUGGAACAUUGUAUCAUACCAAUUCAACAUUGCCGUUCUUUUCAUCCAAUUCUGCUAGAGUUUUGGAAACUGCAAGAUAUUUUGCUAGAGGAUUCUUAGGUGAUGAGUUUGAUGAGAGUAAUACUGUUAAAUUCAAUGUUAUCUCUGAAGGUAAAGAAUCUGGUAUCAACACUUUAACACCAAGACGUGGAUGUCCAAAAUAUGACGAUUCGGUUUUUGAAUACAUUUCUGACAGAUACAACACAUCAUACUUGAAUGGAAUUGCUGAGAGAUUGGAAAAACAGAAUCCAGGUUUAAACUUAACUGCUUCAGAUGCUUAUAGUUUAUUUGAUUGGUGUGCCUAUGAAAUCAAUGUUCGUGGUAGCAGUCCGUUUUGUAAUAUUUUCACCAAUAAAGAGUUACUUCAAUUUUCAUACGGAGAUGAUUUGGAAAAAUACUAUACUGAUGGUCCAGGAAAUCCACAGAAUAAAUUUGUUGGUGGUAUCCUAGUUAAUGCAUCAUUGGAAUUAUUGAAAGACAACACUAACUCCAAUAAAAUUUGGUUGUCAUUCGCUCAUAGCGUUGACUUGGCUGUUUAUCUUGCUGCUUUAGGAUUGUUUGAUAUCAAUGAAGAUUUACCAACUGAUUAUAUCCCAUUUCCAAAUCCAUACUCUCAUGCUUCUAUUGCUCCCCAAGGUGCAAGAAUCUAUACCGAAAAAUAUCAAUGCAAUAAUGAAUCGUAUGUCAGAUAUUUAGUUAAUGAUGCCGUUGUUCCAAUAUCUAAAUGUGCUGAUGGUCCAGGGUUCUCGUGUAAGUUGGAUGAUUUUGAAGAUUACGUCAAUGAUAGAAUUGGUGGGUUUAAUUUCACAGAAGUAUGUGGAUUAAAUUCUUCAUAUCCAACUGAGGUAAGUUUCUAUUGGGAUUAUAAAGAUGUAACUUAUGAUGCCGCUACCAAGCUUUAA